Molecule: messenger RNA, 3517 nt
Organism: Xenopus tropicalis (tropical clawed frog)
Lineage: Eukaryota; Metazoa; Chordata; Amphibia; Anura; Pipidae
Product: collagen alpha-1(XXII) chain
Exons: 29
Coding region: 220-2907 (895 amino acids)
Cellular component (GO): extracellular region
Source: RefSeq, a predicted model, not a curated record
UGAACCUCUGAGAUCAGUGGGACUGCAGUUGAAUGAAGAGGGCCCUUGGGAUGCUGCUGUGGAGACAAGACUUACUAGAUUCUUACAAGAUUCUGGCUUAAAUCUAAUGCUAAACUAUAGUAUAAAAUAGCAUGAUUGCCAAAAGGAAAUCUAAGGAAUAAAUAGCUUGUCGAAAACUUUCCUUGUGCAGCAGAAGUCAGAGGCUUGAUUCACUGCACUAUGUCUCGCUCAAGUGCAAAGGGUUCCCAAGGUCUGAGGGAGAUUGCAACAUGGCUGCUAGUCACUUCUCUGUUUGCUGUGCAGUUUAUUAGCAUUUAUGGACAAGAGGGAUCUGACGAAUAUUCAGGUUACCAUGAAUUCCAGGAAGAGAUUUAUUCAGAGGAGAAUAAUUAUGAUGGGGACUCUAGGUACAACGGUUAUGGGUCUGGAGAUGAUGAUUUGACGACAGCUACAGAUGUUCCAUCAAGCACAAGUGUCACAGAAGACUUAUAUACAGAAGAAAUAACAUAUUCUGGGUAUGACCCUGACACUCAGCUGGUGACAGAAGAAUCAAGACCAUAUCCAACUCCAACAGAAUCCUUUUUUGCUGCAAGGGAUGUAACUACAAUUACAACAAGACUUCCAUACCCCAGACCAACAACUCCAAGUGAGAAUGAGGACAUUCUACAGGCCCCAGAAAUUUCCUACAGUGACGAAGUGACAAAUUUAAUUGAAGAAUUUAAUAUACCCAGGAGUUCAGGCGUGAAGACCAUUUCAGGAUCAAGGUCUCAUCUUACUGCUUACCAGCUUGGGGGAAGAUUACCAGUUAAGAGACUGGCAAGAUUGUUGUUGCCCACUGGAUUGCCUCUGGAAUUCUCCCUUGUUUCAACCUUAAGAAUGAGGGAACAGACUCAGGAAGAAAUAUGGAACCUCUGGGAUCUUCAGGCUAGGAAUGGGGUUGAACAGUUCAGACUGAGGCUUUAUGGAGAAACAAAUGCAGUGGAUGUAUAUAAUGUAGCAGCUUCCGGUAGGGAAAAGGUAACUACUUUUAGGAACGUGGGGACUUUGUUUGAUGGAAAAUGGCACAAACUUUCUCUUAGUGUCAGAAGAAAUCAGCUUACAUUGCAUGUGGACUGCAAGCAAGUUGGAACCUCUGCAGUCAAUAUAUAUGGUACAGCAAGGGUGGAUGGAUUCAGCACUGUGGGAAGGAGGAUAAAGGAUGAUACCACAGCUAAUAUUGACAUACAACAAUUUGAGUUGUCUGCAGAUGCAGGAAGAUCUGUUGAAGAAACUUGCUGUGAUAUUCCUGGAGUGGAUGAUUAUAGGUGUGCUGAUUUAGGUGAAGCUAUUCUUCCGACCAGCUGCAAUUGCUUGCCUGGAGAUCCUGGGUUUGAAGGAUUCCCAGGAGCAAAGGGUGAAAAGGGCAACCAAGGUGCUGAAGGCUAUAUUGGAGUUCAUGGUAGACAUGGUUACAGAGGGGCCAAAGGAGGACAAGGAAGAAGAGGUGAUACCGGUACCAGGGGUGACCCAGGUCCUGAUGGUGAUGAAGGCCCCUCUGGUUUCACAGGUGAUAUUGGCUACAUAGGACUGCCUGGAAUCAAAGGAGAAGAGGGUAUACCAGGAAUUCAGGGAGAACCUGGACUCACAGGGCCCCGAGGAGAACAAGGAGAAAUUGGAGAGACUGGUGCUGUUGGAAAACUAGGAAGUGAUGGCAUUAGGGGAUCUCUUGGUGAAAAGGGAUCAAGAGGUCCACAAGGAAAGGAAGGACCUCAGGGACCCGAAGGGCAAAGGGGUGAUGGUGGUACCCCAGGAUUUACAGGAAGCAGAGGGGAUGCUGGAUACACGGGGUACCCUGGAAUUACAGGAGAUCAAGGAGAACAAGGAUUAAAGGGCACUAAGGGAUUAUCUGGGGUUGCAGGAAGGCCCGGUAGACAUGGGAAGGAUGGAAAGAUUGGAGUUCCAGGAAGAGAAGGAGAAAUGGGAGUUAUUGGACUAAAGGGAGACAAAGGAGAUAGAGGUCCACAGGGUCCACAAGGUGUUGAGGGCAUGAUGGGACACAAGGGUGCUAAAGGUGAUGCUGGAGUACCAGGAGAGCCAGGUCCUCAGGGACUUAGAGGACCAAAGGGCUCGAAAGGAGAAACAGGAGAUGAUGGAGUAAAGGGAGACAAGGGAAAACAAGGAUCCAAAGGAAAGCUUGGAAUUACGGGUGAUACUGGUGACCCUGGAGACAAAGGAUCAAAAGGGAAACGUGGCCCUGCAGGUCCUUUAGGUCAGCAAGGCAGAAUUGGUGCCCCUGGAUCACCAGGUCCAAGAGGUUAUCUUGGUCCGAUAGGAGAUAAUGGAGAGAGAGGAUCUCCUGGAUCUCCUGGACUUCCUGGACCCCAGGGCUCAGACAUGCCUGAUCAACUUGUGUAUGAGCUGUGCCGUAAAGUUGUUAUAGAGCAAAUGUCCCAAUAUGCAGCUGGCAUUAGAGGGAAGUGCACUAGUGCAUGUCCAACUGCCAACGUUUCAUUAAUUGGACCACCAGGACCUCCAGGGGCAACAGGAAAAAUUGGGAAAAAGGGAAAACCUGGUACUGCUGGAUCAAAUGGAAAACGAGGACCAAGAGGACCAGUUGGCCUUCCUGGACUAAAUGGACUUGUUGGAGAACAAGGUAACAAGGGUGAAAAAGGAGUAAGAGGUGAAACAGGUAUUGGACGUCCCGGACCAGAUGGAGUUCAAGGUCCUACAGGAUAUCCAGGUUACCCAGGAGUUGCCAAGGAUGGAAUGCCUGGUCCAUGGGGCCCACCUGGCUACAAUGGUCCAAUUGGUCAGCAGGGGCUCUCAGGUCCUCCAGGUGUUCCAGGAUUUUGUGAAGCCAGAGACUGCGGUAUUAACGCACCAACAUUGCUAAAUGAACAAGGUUUAACGAAUGGAAGAGCCUACUGAGUAACAAGAAGCAGAAUCUGGAAAACAACAAGAUGAUUGAUGUCUGUGGAGUUCUGAUAAUGCCAUCUGCUAAAUAAGAGUUCUCACUCCUUUAGAUUCAAUCUGAACUAUAAUAUCUGCCACCCUCAACUUCAGAUCUUCAUUCAUUAUUUUGUUGUCAAGGACAUCUUCUCUUAGAAAUAUGUAAUCUAGUUUUUCUGACUUUUAAUGCCUUUAAACGUUACAUUUGUUAUGCAUAUGAUACACAGUAGGCAUUACUGUUGGCGAAAAUCCAUAAACAAUUACCUCCAAUCCUUUUCUGCAACUUUUACACCACCCAGAAGACUACCUGAUCCACAUUGCUUUAUAGCUGGUACCUGGAAUGAACACAAAUAUCAAUGGACAUGCAAUAAGUGAUACGUGGCCCAAUGUUUUGUACCGAUUAUUGCAGUUAUGGGGAUGAAAUAUCUAUUAUUUUUUUUUUUUUUUGAAGACCCAUAGUCUCUAAACAAGAAAGAAAGACCAGCUAUACUGAUUAAAAUGAGAAAGAAAAUAAAUAGCUGAAAGAAAAUAAAUAUUUCAAAGUGCUGUUAUUUGAUAAUAAAAUAACUCAAAAUGUCAAUGUAUUGAA